AUGGCUUUAUUUACUAUAUUUUCAAUGAUAGUUGCUGUCUUGACAAUAUGCCUGUAUCAUGUCUAUCCACACAAAGACCCUUUGCUUGGACUGGAUUUUUUCUUCAAGUACAUGAGCGCAUUCAAAUCCGGAACUUUCUUGGACUUCAAUAAGACCAUGUACGACACGUACGGCAAAACAUUCAAAGCCAACUCGUUCGGAACUACACUAAUCAGGACCAUCGACCCGCAAGUCUCCAAAGCUGUUCAUGCAACCUACUUUCAAAAUUUCGGUUUGCAGGGUCUGAGAUAUGAGACGGCUAAGCAUUUAUGGGGAAAUGGAAUAAUCGUUGUAGAUGGUCCGCACUGGCAGCAUGGCAGAAGCUUGAUUCGAUCCUCGUUCGAUAUUGUCCAUAUCGCGAACUUUGCGCGAUUGGAAAAACACGUGCAGCGUAUGAUGGAGUUGCUGCCAACUGACGGCUCUACCAUUGAUCUUAUGCCUUUGUUCAAAAGAUUGAUACUAGACACCUCAAGCGAGUUCAUAUUUGGGGAGUCGAUGGGUGCUUUAUCCGAGACCACCGACUACAAGCGCUUCAUGGAUGCUUUUGAGCGCGCGCAACGAGGGACCGGAAUUCGCGCUAUCCUGGGUCGAUUCAAAUUUCUCCAUCGGGAUAGAACUUGGUGGAAUGCUUGUCAAGAGGUAACUGACUAUGCCGACACGCAUGUAGAGGCCGCCCUUUUGCGUCAGAAAACUAUUACGAAUAAAGAUGGUACCACAGAUCAAAGUGCCCCAUUACGUCUAGUAGAUGAGAUGGCAAAAGAUACUCAGGAUAAGGUCACCCUCCGGUCCCACAUCAUCAGCGUCUUUAGCCCUGCGCACGAUGGCGCGGCGGUGACACUGACAAAUGCGAUGUUUCAUCUUGCCAGAAAUCCAACAGCAUGGGAACCGCAUCGUCUCACGACCAUUGCGACUAUCAAUCAGCGACAAUGCACUCAGUCCACCGUGUUGCCAUGUGGAGGAGGAAUUGAAGGAAAGGAUCCCUUAUAUGUGCAGAAAGGCGAUAUUGUUGAGAUCAACUAUCGCGCCAUGUGCCGUGAUGAAAUAUUCUGGGGUGACAACGCAGACCAGUUUAUGCCUGAAAGAUGGGAAACGAUACGGCCUGGCUGGGAGUACACUCCAUUUGGCGGCGGGCCGCGGUCAUGUCCAGGCAUGAGGUUGGUCUACACAGAGAGCGCUUAUGUUCUCGUUUCGCUUUUGAGGGCAUAUGACCGUAUUGAGAAUCGUGAUCUCGAAUUGCGUUGGGUUGAGGAAAUGCGUAUGACUGCACAGAGCAAGAACGGAUGUCUUGUAGGGCUGAUCAGGGAUGUCCGCAGGUAG
Aaosphaeria arxii CBS 175.79 is the source of this 1356-nucleotide messenger RNA. Its product is annotated as cytochrome P450. The record is from RefSeq and is a predicted model, not a curated record. The coding region runs from base 1 to 1356 and encodes 451 amino acids. NCBI's taxonomy places the organism in Eukaryota, Fungi, Ascomycota, Dothideomycetes, Pleosporales. Gene Ontology annotation, molecular function: heme binding; iron ion binding; oxidoreductase activity, acting on paired donors, with incorporation or reduction of molecular oxygen, reduced flavin or flavoprotein as one donor, and incorporation of one atom of oxygen. The transcript has 4 exons.